Messenger RNA from Strongylocentrotus purpuratus (purple sea urchin), 3573 nucleotides. Its product is annotated as aminopeptidase N-like. The record is from RefSeq and is a predicted model, not a curated record. Gene Ontology annotation, molecular function: metalloaminopeptidase activity; peptide binding; zinc ion binding. The coding region runs from base 63 to 3083 and encodes 1006 amino acids. Gene Ontology annotation, biological process: proteolysis; peptide catabolic process. The transcript has 19 exons. Gene Ontology annotation, cellular component: cytoplasm. NCBI's taxonomy places the organism in Eukaryota, Metazoa, Echinodermata, Echinoidea, Camarodonta, Strongylocentrotidae.
CAAUUAGGGAACUGGAUCUGCAGCUUCAUAUUUUCGAUUCAGCGACGUGAGCAGACCAUAAGAUGACUAAAGAAGAGUUUAAUUUUGAGGAGGGUGAAGACAAGGAGAGCGGCGGAGGACGUUUCUUCACAACGUUCCAAAUCGUCUUUAUCUGCAUUGCGGGAGCCGCCGUGAUAAUCGCCGUCGGGUGUAUGUGCGCCUUCUUGCCCGACCGUUCUUGCGAGCAACCUAUCGGGCCAGAACUCCCGACGACGGUCACCGCCGAACCAACCGAGGCGCCCCUUACGGAACCACCCGUGACAGAACCACCCGUGACAGAACCACCUGUGACAGAACCGCGCGUUACGACAUUAGCCCCAAAUGCAACUACAGAGCCAUGGAGUGGACGUUUAACAUACGAUCUUAUCCCAGAAAGCUACGAGCUCUAUCUCAAACCAUACCUCUAUGAUGACGACCUCGGUGAAGGUGAUCGUAUAUUCACGUUUGAUGGAAGAGUUAAAAUACACUUUAGAUGUAAUACGACAACCCAGAUGGUGACACUGCAUAUGCUGAAUAUCACCAUUCAUGACUCCACACUAACUGAUAGCGACGGGAAUGAAGUUGGUAUCGAAAGCAACUCGUUUACUCCCAUUUACGAGUUCGUCCAUUUUCAUGUUGCUGCUGAGCUCGAGGAGGGUAAAGACUACAUCUUGGAAAUCGAAUACCUUGGCGAGCUAUGGGCCGGACUCUCGGGGUUCUAUCGUAGCAGUUACGAAGAAGAUGGCGAAAUAAAAUGGCUAGCCACCACUCAGAUGCAGCCCACAAGCGCCCGUCGCGCUCUUCCUUGUUUCGACGAACCCGACUUUAAGGCCGUCUUCCAAACCCAGAUCGAGCACCGCGACGACAUGGUCGCCCUAUCCAACGGCAUCGAAAUCAGCGUAAAUGAGAGUGAGACCGAAGGAUGGCUGAUUACGGAGUACGAAGCCACGCCCAUGAUGUCGACCUACCUCUUAGCUUUUGUUGUCGGCUACUUCAACUAUACGGAAACAUACACCGACGGUGGAAUUCGGUUCCGAGUUUGGUCACGACCGGAGGCGGUGAAUACAACAGUAUAUGCUCUUGACAUCGGAUCUAAUAUUACCACCUACUUCGAAGAAUAUUUCAAUAUAUCUUUCCCUCUUGAAAAACAAGACAUGAUUGCCGUACCGGACUUUUCAGCUGGGGCCAUGGAGAAUUGGGGCCUCAUCAUAUACCGUGAAACUGCCCUACUCUAUGACAGCAGGGUCAACUCUGCUAGCAACAAACAACGUGUUGCUACAGUGGUCUCUCACGAACUUGCCCACAUGUGGUUUGGUAAUCUUGUAACUUGUCUAUGGUGGGAUGAUCUUUGGCUGAACGAGGGAUUCGCCAGCUACGUCGAAGGCCUUGGUGUGGAAUACGCAGAGCCUUACUGGGGCAUGAAUGAACAAUUUGUAGAUUUGCAUCUGCAGCCAGUUUUUGACCUUGACGCCCUAGGUACGUCACAUCCGGUCCAAGUUGCUGUCAAUUCUCCGGAUGAAAUCAACGAAAUCUUUGAUUCCAUUUCGUACAGCAAGGGAGCUUCGAUCCUCCGUAUGUUAAAUGACAUUCUCGGAGAAGAUGUAUUCUUGAGCGGACUCAACGCUUAUCUACUCAGGUACAGAGAGGAUAACGCCAAAACUGAUGAUCUAUGGGCGGCUCUUACAGAGGCAGAUGAAGGAAUCGGUAAUAACGAUGUCAAACAGAUUAUGGACACGUGGACGCUACAGAUGGGUUUUCCUGUGGUCGAUUUCCGUCGCUUUGACGAUACUCACUUCAAUGCUUCACAGGAACAUUUCCUCAUUAACCCUGAUGCUGGAGUCGAUGACAGAUACGGCGAUGUCGGAUACCUGUGGUAUGUUUACCUCACCUACACACGAAUGACAGGAGCAGAUUUUGAAAAUCCCAAUGCUACGUGGAUCGAAAAAGAACCAUGGACCCUCGUACACCUCUCAUCCCCCAUGGAAAACGAUUGGUUUCUCGCUAACAUUCAGCAGUACGGAUUUUAUCGAGUGAACUAUGACGAUGAAAACUGGGCUCGCCUCAGCCAACAGUUAGUAGAUAGUCAUGUGGUAAUCCCAAUCGAGAACCGCGCCCAGCUCAUCAAUGAUGCCUUCAACUUGGCUCGGGUGGGGCGUGUGGAUUACCCCAUCGCUCUUGAUCUGACCCUCUACAUGGAGAACGAGGAUGACUAUGUACCCUGGGAGGCACUCCUUGGUGUUAUCUCGUACAUCACUGAUAUGUUCAGCAGGCAUUAUGGUUACGGCUCGCUAGAGAGAUACAUGCGAGAGAAAAUCCAGCCAUUAUACGACGAUCUAACAUGGGACGACGACCCAGAUAAUGACCUUCACCUUGUACAAUAUAACCGAGUCAACGCCAUUGGCACAUCGUGUAAAUACCGCAACCAAGAUUGUCUAGACCAGGCUUCUACUCUCUUCCAAGAGUACAUGGAGAACGAUGCUAACAACACUGACAACUUACCAGAUUAUGAAAUCAACCCCAUCUCUCCUAACUUGAAGACGACGGUAUAUUGCUAUGGCAUCCAGGAAGGCGGGCAGGAGGAGUGGGAGUUUGGCUGGAGGAAGUACAUAGAAACCCUAGAUGCCAACGAGAAAUCAACAUGGCUGUUUGCUCUUUCCUACUCUCAAGCACCGUGGAUACUUAGCAGGUAUCUAGACUACUCCCUGGAUGAAGAUCUUGUUCGUUCCCAAGAUUCAUAUUACGUCAUCGUCUACGUAUCACGGAACUACAUUGGACGUUCCAUUGCUUGGGAUUAUCUGCGAUCUAAUUGGGAAACCUACAAACAAUAUUACGGUGAAAGUCUGAGUGCGUUCAGUUAUAUCAUUUCGGAAAUAACAGAAGACUUUAAUACCGAUCUUGAACUAGAAGAGCUUAUGGCUUUCGGGGAAGGCAAGAACUUUGGGUCUGCAACGCGCGCAUAUGAGCAGUCGAUAGAGGUAGCAAAUACUAACAUCGCGUGGAUGAGUACCAGUGCAGAUACCGUGGCAGAUUGGUUCGAAGAUGCCGCCCCCGCGAUAGGGGAGUAAACGGGAUGAACGCCCUCCUCCUCCUCCUCCUCCUCUUUCUUUUUCUCCUCCGCCUGAUCUUCCUCCUUCUCCUCGCUAGUCUCUAUAGCCAUCACCAUCGUUACCAGGAGAGCAUGAAGGUGGUGGAUGUUUUCAGAGUAAUGGUUAGAAUUGACAUUUGGAGUAAUGACGAGUUGGAAUGAUUGAGAAAAUGCAGUAUGGUACCUCUGAUCAUGAAAAGCCUAAAAAAUAAAUUGCAUUUUCCUGUAAAUAAGUUGGCAGAAGUACAAACUCCCAACGUGGCAAAAGCUAGGUCCUGAUUUUUGUAUUUAAUUGGCGGCAGGUAAUGAAAACGGUAUAGGCUUUUAAAAACAGAUGGCAAAGUUAUCCUUUGAUUUGAAAGAAAAAGUGCCCUUGUAGCUGUUGGGAUAUGUGGGUAUCUUGCUAUUUAUCAAGUAAAGUUAAACACUGUGAUGAUUGCAACCAUAUAACAUGGAAUUGUUACCACUGC